AUGGCGCAAUCACCAAAGUCGCCGCGCGACUCUCUGUCAUCCGUCUCGACCACCAGCUUUGUAUUCGACCAGAUUGACGAGCGAGAAAAGCUGGCCGCUCAGCGCAACCUUUCCGAUUUCAACGACGACGAUCCCCUCAGCCACGGCGAUGAUGAUGAUGAGACGGGCGCCUUCUUGCCUUCGGCUGGCAGGAUCAAUGGCAAAGGCCGGCCGAUGGACCGGAAACUGAAGCGGAUACUCAUUGCGCUGGCCGUCGUGUUUGCUGCAGCCUGGGGCAUCGGUCUCUUUAGUUUCAUAUCAUCAAAGUCGUACCAGAACACUUCAGAGGUAGAGCACGAUCCCUCGGCUACUGGCUACCGCGGAUCUGGCAAGAAGAUCAGCCUCGACUUGGUACAGUCCGGGUUCUUUUCGCCUACAAGCCAUGGGAUCAGCUGGAUCGAAGGCGCCAACGGUGAGGAUGGCUUAUUGCUUGAACAAGGGGCCAUGAAGAAGGACUAUCUGGUGGUUGAGGAUGUUCGAAGCCUCAAUGCGGAACAUGCUGCCGCCAACGGAGAGGUUCUUGCAAAGCAGACUCUUAUGCGCAAUGGCUGGUUCGACUACAAGGAUCGACAAAUCAGCCCGCAACAAGUCUGGCCGAGCCCCGACUUGAAAAAAGUCCUGAUUGCUACAGACGUAAAGAAGAACUGGAGGUGGUCAUUCACUGCUGUUUACUGGGUCUUUGAUGUGGCCUCCCAAACUGCAGAGCCUUUGGACCCGCUCAACCCAGAUCUCAGGGUGCAGCUCGCACAAUGGAGUCCGCAGAGCAAUGCCGUGGCCUAUACAAGCAACAACAACCUAUACGUCCGCCGCAUUGAGGGUUCCAACGUGGUUCAGGUCACAAAGGACGGUGGUCCCGAAUACUUUUAUGGAAUUCCUGACUGGGUCUACGAGGAGGAGGUCUUUGGAGGAAACAGUGCAACAUGGUGGUCAGAGGAUGGCGCCUAUUUGACCUUUUUGCGAACCAACGAGACUCUUGUCCCAGAGUAUCCCGUGCAAUACUUUAUCGAACGCCCGAGUGGCACGAACCCGCCGCCAGGGGAGGAGUCAUAUCCAGAGGUGCGACAGAUCAAGUACCCCAAGGCUGGCUCACCCAACCCAUUUGUAGAUCUUCUCUUCUACGACAUGAGCCGGGGCGAUAUGUUUGCCGUUGAUAUUGCUGGUGGUUUUGCUCCUGAUGAUCUUCUAAUCACAGAAGUUGUUUGGGCCCGUGACAAAGUGCUGGUCAAGGAGACGAACCGAGUGAGCGACGUCAUGCGUGUAGUUCUCGUCGAUGUCAUUGCCCGCACCGGCAAGACUGUACGGACAGAUGAUGUUGGCCAGAUUGACGGCGGUUGGUUUGAGAUUUCCCAGGACACUCAAUACAUCCCAGCCGAUCCUAGCAACGGUCGACCUGAGGAUGGCUACAUUGACACGGUUGUAUAUGGCAAUGGAGAUCACCUGGCAUACUUCACACCUUUGGACAAUCCGGAGCCAAUCAUGCUUACCUCUGGCAAAUGGGAAGUCGAUGGCGGCCCGCAAGCAGUCGAUCUCAAGAACAACUUGGUUUACUUCCGUGCCACCAAAGAAUCUUCGAUUCAACGCCAUAUCUACAGCGUGAAGCUAGACGGAACAGAUAUCAAGUCAAUUACCGAUACUUCAAAGGAAGGCUACUAUUCAGCAUCGUUCUCUAGCAAGGCUGGCUAUGUCCUCCUUUCCUACCAAGGGCCUAGCAUUCCUUGGCAAAAAGUCCUCAGCACUCCCGGUAACCAGGUCUCUUACAGCCAUCUUAUUGAAGAGAACAAAGACUUGGCUGCCAGAGCCCAGAAGUACGAAUUGCCUCUUCUCGAGUACGGCACUAUUCAUGUUGACGGAUUUGAUUUCAACUAUGUCGAACGACGGCCACCUCACUUUAAUCCGAAUAAGAGGUACCCAAUCUUGUUUCAGCAGUACCAGGGCCCCGGAUCGCAAUCAGUAUCGAAGGCUUUCAAGGUUGAUUUCCAGUCGUAUAUCGCAGCAGGACUUGGCUAUGUCGUGGUCACUGUUGAUGGCCGAGGCACUGGCUUCAUUGGCCGAGAAGCUCGUGUCGUGGUGCGCAAGAACCUUGGCCGUUGGGAGUCCCACGACCAGAUUGCCGCUGGAAAGAUCUGGGCUGCCAAGCCAUAUAUUGACGCCAAUCGCGUCGCCAUUUGGGGUUGGUCGUAUGGCGGAUUCAAUACGCUGAAGACUCUUGAACAAGACGCUGGUCAGACAUUUAAAUACGGCAUGGCAGUCGCCCCUGUGACGGACUGGAGAUUCUACGACAGUAUCUAUACAGAGAGGUAUAUGCUGACUCCCCAGGAAAACGCCGCGGGCUACGAUGAUACCGCCAUCAGCAACGCUACGGCUCUCUCGGGCAAUGUUCGAUUCCUAAUUAUGCAUGGUGUCGCCGACGACAAUGUUCACAUGCAAAACACCUUGACAUUGCUUGACAAGCUAGAUCUUGCUGGAGUGGAAAACUAUGAUCUGCACAUGUUCCCGGACAGUAACCACGGCAUUUACUUUCACAAUGCGAACCAGAUUGUAUACGACAAAUUGGUUAACUGGCUCAUCAAUGCUUUCAAUGGCGAGUGGCUGAAGAUUGCUGAUCCGAAGCCCAUCGUGGAGGCUCGAAAGAGGGAACUAGAGGAGGCCAGGAAGAGAAUGAGUAUCUCUGUGAACUAA
Pestalotiopsis fici W106-1 is the source of this 2718-nucleotide messenger RNA. RefSeq names its product putative dipeptidyl-aminopeptidase B. Bases 1 to 2718 code for a protein of 905 amino acids. NCBI's taxonomy places the organism in Eukaryota, Fungi, Ascomycota, Sordariomycetes, Amphisphaeriales, Sporocadaceae. Gene Ontology annotation, molecular function: serine-type peptidase activity; dipeptidyl-peptidase activity. Gene Ontology annotation, biological process: proteolysis. The transcript is spliced from 3 exons. The record is from RefSeq and is a predicted model, not a curated record.